Clonostachys solani is the source of this 1929-nucleotide messenger RNA. The record is from the annotation of a GenBank genome assembly. Lineage: Eukaryota; Fungi; Ascomycota; Sordariomycetes; Hypocreales; Bionectriaceae.
AUGGACCAUUCAAGCAACGAGGCCCACGCAUAUUACAGCGACGUCUCUGAUGUCGGCCAGCCAGACAAUAACCAUUAUUCCGCUAAAAGGUGUGGAAUGCCAUGGUGUGGCUAUUGCGGAUAUGAAUUUAAGACUGGCGACCGUCUUCGGGUUUGGCAUAAACAGGACGAUCUCUUCAUCGUCACUAGGCUUUCUCUCGACAUAAAAUAUAAGCCUUCCUGGGAGAUUGAACAGAAAAUAUCCCCUGAAGCUGAGGGAUCUUGCCAAAAGCUGGCAUUCUGUGCCUGUGGCCUCUCUGCAAUUUCGCAAUGCAAGUAUUGGUACGACGCUUCUCGGCCAGCAUGCCAUGAAGUAUGCCAUGACCUGAGAAAGGCAACCCAAUACGACUACCCCACGCUAUUUGAUUUUUCUUUGGUCAGGUGGCCUUCGUUUAAGCCCGUUAGAUCCGACAGUUCACGUAGAUGUGCGUUCAUGGAAGAUGAUCUUGUGUCAGUACUCGGUGGAUUUAUUCCUAAUCUGCCCCGAGAAACACUCAAUCGAAUUGCUGAGUACACUUUGUACGAGCAUGCCAUCACCCAUCUAGCGACAUCAUUGGAAAACCAGCUGCCGAAAUUUAGCACCCUUGACUUAAGAAGGAAUGUCUGGGCAGAAUACAUUGACUUCGAGGGUCAGAGAUACACCCGAGCACUCCUCAAUGAAACUGACGAAGCUUUUACCAAAGUACCUAGUGAGAGCAAGGAACUCAUUUUCAAUGCAAAGGCGGAUCAUCUUGGAGACACAAUCUUUACUGAAAUGGCCCCCCUUGGAGUCAGAAGAGUCAUCUUUCCCACCGACUCUCGUAUGCCAGCUUUGGAAGAAGAGCCUGAUAUAUGGUGGAAAGUAAUGCGGUUCCAAGAUGAACCUGCCAUUACAACAGCUACGGAUGGUGUUAAGCUACGCGAACUCAUAUUUCAAUCCGAGCGGAGGGAAGAGAAUUCAGCUUCGAUUCGGGAUGUUUUGUGGCCAACACCAACCAGUAACCGUCUCUACAAGCUUGUAUCUGAUCUUGUCCAAGAAAGCAGCUUAUAUUCGGAUACCGCCCUCCGUCAAAGAUCUCGGCGAAUGGACUCAGUGUGGCUGAAUGGCGCUGGUAUCUAUGGGCUCUCAUUCGCAAUUUAUAAUGCUAUAGUUAGCCGCCCAAUUAUAACUAUCCAUGCCCACCAACCAGGUGAAAUUUUCAUGUUCUAUCGAGAGGUAGAGAGAAAGGUAGAAGGUUAUGUAACAUGGCUCUAUAUCCCGUUGGGCUCAGAAGAGCUUAUUACGGAGAUUUGGGCAAAAAACGCCCAUGAGGACCUUCCCGUAUCGAAGUGCCGUGUUCUUCAAAUCGGAUCAGCUCGAGAUAGCCCGGACCAAACGUGGACGUCACUCCAUAAAUCUAUGAAUGGCCUGAAACGGAUCUUUUUGAAAACACGGAUGACACACGAUACGGCUCUUGGAGUGUCGCUGCCCAGUGUGCUCCAAAAUCGUCCAAGAGCAGUACUGCCUCAUAUUUCACAUGAGACAUCAAUGAAUUGCUCUGGAGCAUCGCUUGACAAGGUCAUUGAAGUGACGCCUUGCCUAAGAAAGCCCAAUAGAUUCUCCACUGCUACAAAGACGUGUGUCUCAGGGCUUUUGCUACGAUAUCAGGAUGGACACGUGGAGAGAGUGGGAGAAGCGCGCCUUGACUCUGUCAGAGCAAGUCAAAAGGUCCUUGACCCUACACAAGUCCUGCGAUUUACAGUCCAGGAGGAAGUGGUCAAAGCUUGCACCGUUGGCGCAACUGAAGAAGAUGAUGGCUCGGACACUGAAUGUAUUGAUAUUCCGUUGCGUGGGAUGCUUGAGUGGUGCUUCGAUACCGAGCAGGCAUGGAUUAGCCACGACGGGUGCCAGAUUUUCCCAAUUCCAAAAUAG